AUGAUUUUCUUUGAGAGUCAUCAAAAUGAAAGCAGCUCUGAUUCACUUAAAAACAAAUAAAAAGAACAAAAAAUUUCUACAACUUUAAACUUCUUAACUUUCAAAAAUAUAGUUUUUCCGAAGAUAUUAAACUAUUUGUUCUUUUCUGAAACGAAAGGCACAAUUACAAUUAGAAAAACUGAUUCAUUAUUAAAACUUUUGAUGAAAACCUAUAAUGUUGAUUUAAUUGAAAAAUUUUCAAUUGAUAUUCCUGAAUAUACAGAACAAGAACUAAUUAUUAGAAUCUUGUAAUUGUGCAUUGAGAAAAUUUCUAUAUUAACUGAAGAAAUCCUUAUUAGCACUACAUUUUUCAAUUUUUAUUAUAAAUUAUACGAUUAUUAAAUCAAGGAAUAGAAUAAUAAUGAAAUACUUUAAUAUGUUCAACAAAUAAUUUAUUAAACUCCAAAUAUUUAGAUUAUUACUGAAGAUUACAAAUAUUUCAUUUUUUUUAAAGCUUAAAUGAUUGCAAUAGUAUAAUCUUUAAAACUUAAGAUUCCUUUAACUUCUUUACUAUUAUGCACAAGGUUUUAUAUGAAUCGAGACACUUAACAAUUCUUUGUAGAAUUCUAAAUAACAAAAUAGGUCUAUAAAUAAAUUUAUAACAAAAGAUAAAUGUCAAGAUUUAAUUAUUCUAUUAAAAUAGAUUAAUUAAUUAAUUUAAAUACAUUAAGCUUAUCAGAAAUGAAUUAUUAUAUAGAAAAAGUUUUUCCAAAAUAUGAAGAUGAAUUGAUUGAAUCUAAUUUUAAUAUUUUCUCUAAAAAUUUAAAUUUGAUUUUAGAAUAAAAAAAGUAUAUGAUUGUAGAAUUAAAACAGUUAGUUCAAUCUAAAAAGUUUAAAAAGCUUUAUUCGAAUCUUUAAAAAUUUAGAAAUUAAGUUGAUUAAGCAGAGAAAUUUUAUGAAGGUCUAUCAUAAAUUGUUUAAUAUUAAAAAACGGCAGAAAAAUCAAUAAUGGAUUUUAGUAUAGUUAAUAUACCAUCUUUCAUAAAAAAAGAUUUUUUUAGAACUCAUGAAAAAAGAGAACUAUCAUAAUAACAAUAAAUAGAAUCUUUAUUAUUAUUCAAUAAAAUUAUGACUGAAAUGAUAAAAGUCAGAUUUCCAUUUCCAAAAAUCAUAGCAUAUUUAGAUUUGAAUAUUUAAAAUUAGAAUUUAAUAAUGAUUUCAAAAGAAUUAAUUAUUGAAUGUCAGGAAGAUUGUGUGUUUAAUUUAUUUAUUGCAUUAAUCCACUAUAAUUUUUAAACCUAGGCGAAAUCUUAAACAUAUUCAAAAGCAUUUUAUUAUUAAUAAUUAGGAAAAUAAGAAUAUUAAUAAAAAGAGAUUAUUUUUAAAAUGUUAGAAAUUAUUUUAGAUUAUAAGAAUUUGAUAAAAAAUGAAAUAGAAAAGAUUAUAAAUGAAGAGGACACAAAAUGUAAAAUAUAAAAUUAUAUAACAAAAUUUUAAAAUAAAAAUAAUGAUUAAAAUAUUUAAGAUAAAAAUAUAGCAUAAAUUUUAUUAGAAUUAAUACAAUUUAAUUAAACAAAGUUAAGUGAUGGAAACAAAGAGAAAUAACUUAAGAAUUAAUUAUAGAAUAUAAUAUCAGAUAUUGAAUAUAAAACAAAAAAAUAGCCAUAUUAAGAAAGAAGAUUAGGUCGACCACCUGGAUAUUAUCAAUAAUAAUAAUAUUUUUAGAGGAGAACUAGAUCAAGUUUUUAAUAAUAGUAAUUUAUAGAAUAAUCUAAUUAAUAAUAAUAAUUAUAAAAGGAGAAGAAAAAAAAUAAAUUAUCAUCUUAAUAAAAGCUCAUGGAGGAGUUAGAAAGUUUUUUAGUUUGA
This is a messenger RNA of Paramecium sonneborni, 1845 nucleotides long. Lineage: Eukaryota; Ciliophora; Oligohymenophorea; Peniculida; Parameciidae. The record is from the annotation of a GenBank genome assembly.